Molecule: messenger RNA, 462 nt
Organism: Haliaeetus leucocephalus (bald eagle)
Lineage: Eukaryota; Metazoa; Chordata; Aves; Accipitriformes; Accipitridae
Gene: CIDEB
Product: cell death-inducing DFFA-like effector b
Exons: 3
Biological process (GO): apoptotic process; regulation of apoptotic process
Source: RefSeq, a predicted model, not a curated record
GCGGGGGAGGCGCUGAGCCUGGGGCCGCUCGUGACGCUGGUGCUGGCAGAGGAUGGGACAGCGGUGGAGACGGAGGGGUUUUUUGGGGCGCUGGCACCCCAUACCCCCCUCAUGGCCCUGGCGCCAGGGCAGCACUGGGAGCCUCCCAAGUCCAGGGAGCACUGGGAGCCCGACCCCCCCCAGGAACGGGGCCUCCGCCCUGGGGCCGAGGUGGCCCGCGUGACGGUGGCCCUGACCAAGACGAAUCCCCACGACCUGGUGGGGCAGCUGCGGGUGACGGCGGCCGUCAGGGGCCUCCGCUGCGACGUGGGGGGGCUCGGCCCCGAGCGGCUCCUCAGGGAGCUGCUGCGGCUGCUGGCGGCCAUGACACGUGCCGUGGGGCAGAGCCUCCUGGGCCUCUCGGCCGCUCUCCGCCAUCUCCUCGACGGCGCUUCGCCCCACAGAGUGACCUACAACCGCUAA